This is a messenger RNA of Choloepus didactylus (southern two-toed sloth), 1353 nucleotides long. RefSeq names its product potassium inwardly rectifying channel subfamily J member 6 (gene KCNJ6). The transcript has 2 exons. Gene Ontology annotation, molecular function: G-protein activated inward rectifier potassium channel activity. NCBI's taxonomy places the organism in Eukaryota, Metazoa, Chordata, Mammalia, Pilosa, Megalonychidae. The record is from RefSeq and is a predicted model, not a curated record. Bases 16 to 1239 code for a protein of 407 amino acids. Gene Ontology annotation, cellular component: plasma membrane. Gene Ontology annotation, biological process: regulation of monoatomic ion transmembrane transport; potassium ion import across plasma membrane.
CUGGAAGGAGACUCCAUGGAUCAGGACGUGGAGAGCCCCGUGGCCAUCCACCAGCCAAAGUUGCCUAAGCAAGCUAGGGACGACCUGCCAAGACACAUCAGCAGAGACCGGGCCAAAAGGAAAAUCCAGAGGUACGUGAGGAAGGACGGAAAGUGCAACGUCCAUCACGGCAAUGUGAGGGAGACCUAUCGCUACCUGACCGACAUCUUCACCACCCUGGUGGACCUGAAGUGGAGGUUCAACCUGUUGAUUUUUGUCAUGGUUUACACAGUGACGUGGCUCUUUUUUGGAAUGAUCUGGUGGCUAAUCGCUUAUAUCCGAGGAGACAUGGACCACAUAGAGGACCCCUCGUGGACUCCCUGUGUCACCAACCUCAACGGGUUCGUCUCUGCUUUUUUAUUCUCAAUAGAGACGGAAACCACCAUCGGUUAUGGCUACCGGGUCAUCACGGACAAGUGCCCAGAGGGAAUUAUUCUCCUCUUAAUCCAGUCUGUGUUGGGGUCCAUUGUCAACGCAUUCAUGGUGGGAUGCAUGUUUGUGAAAAUAUCUCAACCCAAGAAGAGGGCGGAGACCCUGGUUUUCUCCACCCACGCGGUCAUCUCCAUGCGGGAUGGGAAACUGUGCCUGAUGUUCCGGGUGGGGGACCUGAGGAAUUCCCACAUCGUGGAGGCCUCCAUCAGAGCCAAGCUGAUCAAAUCCAAACAGACCUCAGAGGGGGAGUUCAUUCCCCUGAACCAGACGGACAUCAACGUAGGGUAUUACACAGGCGAUGACCGUCUGUUUCUGGUGUCACCGCUGAUCAUCAGUCAUGAAAUUAACCAGCAGAGUCCAUUCUGGGAGAUCUCCAAAGCCCAGCUGCCCAAAGAGGAACUGGAAAUUGUGGUCAUCCUGGAAGGAAUGGUGGAAGCGACAGGGAUGACGUGCCAAGCUCGAAGCUCCUACAUCACCAGUGAGAUCCUCUGGGGUUACCGGUUCACACCCGUCCUGACACUGGAGGACGGGUUCUACGAAGUCGACUACAACAGCUUCCACGAGACCUACGAGACCAGUACCCCAUCCCUCAGUGCCAAAGAGCUGGCCGAGCUGGCCAGCAGGGCAGAGCUGCCCCUGAGUUGGUCUGUGUCCAGCAAACUCAACCAACAUGCAGAACUGGAGACUGAAGAGGAGGACAAGAAUCUGGAAGAGCAAACAGAACGGAAUGGUGACGUGGCCAACCUAGAGAAUGAAUCCAAAGUUUAGUCCCUUCAUUGGGCAAUCCCUUCUCCUCUCCCUUCACACAAUCUCUCCUUGUCUCUCAUUGUCUUUCUUUUCUGUCUCUCUCAUGAUGUUAUUUAUUUAUAUUUCAUUUUGGCA